AAAGAAUACUUGGAUGCAAAAACUGCUCUCCGCGACUGGAAAUAUCGAUACCCCAGAAAGAUUGUCAAUCCCAAUCCAGCAAAAAGUCCAACAGCAUUUAACCAUAAUCUCUGUCUCCUACCCCUCUUUAAUGCUUCAGAAUAUCUCAUUGUCGAGAAGCUUAUCAUCGCGUAUAGCGGUAGAAAACUUCUUGGGAACAUCCAAUGUAAACAAUCCUCAAUUCUUUUACGAACCAAGUAUAAAGGAUUUACUACACCUGACCUCAUUUCAAU
Molecule: messenger RNA, 272 nt
Organism: Acaulospora morrowiae
Lineage: Eukaryota; Fungi; Glomeromycota; Glomeromycetes; Diversisporales; Acaulosporaceae
Source: the annotation of a GenBank genome assembly